Piliocolobus tephrosceles (Ugandan red Colobus) is the source of this 993-nucleotide messenger RNA. RefSeq names its product sarcoplasmic reticulum histidine-rich calcium-binding protein-like. The transcript is spliced from 2 exons. Bases 187 to 993 code for a protein of 268 amino acids. Gene Ontology annotation, molecular function: calcium ion binding. The record is from RefSeq and is a predicted model, not a curated record. NCBI's taxonomy places the organism in Eukaryota, Metazoa, Chordata, Mammalia, Primates, Cercopithecidae.
AGACAGCCUCAGAGGGGUGUCCAGAACCGGGCAGCAAGGACCAGAAGAAGGUGGACAGAGACCGAAAGGACAAAGCAAAGGAGAGACACACAGAAAAAAAGAGACCGACCCCAAAGGGACAAAGACCCCAACAUUCGUCCACCUCGCCGCAGAGGCAGCUGGAGUCAGUGCUGCCUGUCCAUCCCCAUGGGCCACCGUAGGCCAUGGCUGCACACUUCUGUCCUCUGGGCUGGGGUGGCCAGCCUGCUCCUCCCCCCGGCCAUGACCCAGCAGCUGAGAGGGGCCGGGCUGGGCUUCAGCAACUGGAACAACAACGCCGGAGUCACCGGGCUCUCCCAGGAGGCAUCGGCAGAGCUUGGCCACCACCUCCACAGCCCGAGAGACCAUCCAGAUGAGAACGAGGAUGUUUCCACAGAGAAUGGGCAUCAUUUCUGGAGCCACCCAGACCGUGACAAGGAGGAUGAAGACGUCCCCAAGGAAUAUGGGCACCUACUCCCAGGCCACAGGUCCCAAGACCACGAGGUUGGAGACGAGGAUGUCUCAGGUGAGGAGGUCUUUGCACAGCAUGGUGGUCAGGCCCAUGGGCACAGAGGCCAUGGGAGUGAAGACACGGAAGACUCAGCGGAGCACAGGCACCACCUCCCCAGCCACAGGAGCCACGGCCAUCAAGACGAGGAUGAGGACGAAGUUGUGUCCAGUGAGCAUCGCCAUCAUAUCCUCAGGCAUGGACACCGAGGCCAUGAUGGGGAAGAUGAUGAAGGAGAAGAGGACGAGGAGGAGGAGGAAGAAGAGGAGGUCUCCACUGAGUAUAGGCACCAGGUCCACAGGCACCGAGGCCACGGGAGUGAAGAGGAUGUCUCAGAUGGACACCACCAUCAUGGCCCCAGCCACAGGCACGAAGGCCACGAAGAAGAUGACAAUGAUGAUGAUGAUGAUGUCACCACUGAGUAUGGACACCAGGCCCACAGGCACCGAGGCCACGGGAGAAUUUGA